AUGCCUGUCCUGGCAUUUCCUGUUACCAGGAGUCAGACCUCUGGGGACUCAUCUGAGGUGGCCGCCCAGAGCGGCCCCUCAGGGGAUUUGGAAGAUCAAAAUGAGGAGGGGGAAGAGGGGGAGGAGGAGGAGAAUGAGCCGUCACCAGAGGACCCCCCACCAGGACAGACUUAUCACAAAUUAAAUUUCCUCCUUGUUGAAAAGCUGAAAUCUGCCUGUGCUCAGUAUGGUCCUACAGCUCCUUUUAUAUUAGCCUUGGUGGAAAACCAGAGCGAACAUUGGUUGACCCCUAAUGACUGGUAUUUUCUUGCCUGUGUGGCUCUUUCUGGGGGUGACUUUGUCCUCUGGAAAACAGAAUUUACAGAAAAUUGUCAAGAAGUUGCUCAAAAAAAUAUUGAACAGCCGUCCUCAAAAACUUGGACACUAAAGAAACUCCUCGGCAACCCCCCUUACGAUACAAAUGCAGCACAGGCAAAAUUCCCUCCUGGCCUCCUGGCCCAGAUUCAAAAUGAGGGGGUCCGGGCCUGGAAACGCCUGCCCCAAAAGAGUUCGGCUACCACCUCAUUGGCAAAAAUUCAUCAGGGCCCUGAUGAACCUUUUAGUGAAUUUGUCUCUUGCUUAAAUGAUGCAUCUGAGAGACUUUUUGGGCCGAACGAACAUGAAAGCACCUUUGUUAAACACUUGGCCUUUGAAAAUGCAAACCCUGCCUGCCAGGAAGUCUUCUGCCCUCAUAAAAACAGAGCGGACCUGUCUGAAUAUUCAGGAGCAGAAGGAGAAACAUGUGUGGAAUUUAAAGCCAUGUUGAUUGCUGUGGGAAUCCAUUUGCUCCUGCUGAUGUUUGAAGUUCUGGUCUGUGACAGGAUUGAGAGAGGAAGCCAUUUCUGGCUUCUGGUCUUCAUGCCAUUGUUCUUUGUUUCCCCAGUAUCUGUUGCAGCAUGUGUCUGGGGCUUUCGGCAUGACAGGUCACUAGAGCUAGAAAUCCUGUGUUCGGUCAACAUUCUCCAGUUUAUAUUCAUUGCCUUAAGACUGGACAAGAUCAUCCACUGGCCCUGGCUUGUUGUGUGUGUUCCUCUGUGGAUCCUCAUGUCCUUCUUGUGCCUGGUGGUCCUCUAUUACAUCGUUUGGUCUGUUCUAUUCCUGCGCUCUAUGGAUGUGAUUGCAGAACAACGCAGGACACAUAUAACCAUGGCACUGAGCUGGAUGACCAUUGUCGUGCCUCUUCUUACUUUUGAGAUCCUGCUGGUUCACAAACUGGAUGGACACAAUGCUUUCUCCUGUAUUCCAAUAUUUGUUCCCCUGUGGCUCUCAUUGAUCACACUGAUGGCAACAACAUUUGGACAGAAAGGAGGAAACCACUGGUGGUUUGGUAUUCGCAAAGAUUUCUGCCAGUUUCUGCUUGAAAUAUUCCCAUUUUUGAGAGAGUAUGGAAACAUUUCAUAUGAUCUCCACCAUGAAGAUAAUGAGGAAACAGAAGAAACUCCCAUUCCAGAACCUCCUAAAAUUGCACCUAUGUUUCGCAAGAAGGCCAGGGUAGUCAUCACCCAGAGCCCUGGCAAGUAUGUCCUCCCUCCACCCAAAUUGAAUAUUGAAAUGCCAGACUAAAGCGCACCUCUGGGGCUGGAGUAUGAAUGCACUGGAACGCACACUCCUACUUCCCUUGCCCCUGACCCAGGCCUGGAACUGUGGACCUCCAUCUGAAGCCUCAUUUUCAUCGAGUGCCAACCAGCCACUCAUAACAGAACAUAGGUGGCAGGAACUAAGGUGUCUAUCAAUAUGGAUGCCAGUGACACAUCAGAGAAUCCACUUCUUUCUGUAUGGGUACCUGAAGUGUAUUCUCAUUUCUGUGGUACCCACCUAAGGAUGACUGCUGCCUAGACCUGCAGAAGGCACAUCUGUGGUCUUGGCAAAUUUUCUAGUGCUAAAUUCCAUCAAAGUAUUGAAAGAUGUGGUUCUUAUGGGACCACUUCCAUUUGUGGCUCAACUGUGCUGCUAUAGGUAGCCAGUAGGGACUGUAACUAAGUCUUUAUACACCUGUUGUGUUCAGAUACAGUCCAGCCUUGCUUUCCCUGUACCUGCUGUACAGAAAUUUCGCUUUAGGCAGGAUGACAGCAGGUUUGCAGGGCUUCACCAGUGAGCCCUUCCCAAUGGCAUGAUUCCAUGCCUGUAUAGUAUUUAUACAGCUAUUUUAGCAUUGUAAUAUACAGUGUCAAAUCCUACUUCUGUACAGCAUAUUCUCUGUUAAAGUAUUUUUUUACAAGCUUGUGCUGGAGAUAGAUGGGUUAAGCCACGGUAGAAGCAGAUGGCUCAAAUGCUUUGGCCUAGACAGAUGCCCCACCUUCACUUACUAUGACCACCAACACCCUGGAGUUCCUUCUCUUGUGUAGUAGCUGCUCCUGCUAGCACAGCUUCCACAAGUGAGUAAAGGUCUGUGCUUUUUCAAUAUGGAGGUGGGAAAAUAAGCUUAAAAUCCCAAGAAGUGACCCCUUGAGACCAGGGCACAGGAGAAGGUUGCCAAGGCAAGUCAGAAUAGCCAGGGACUUCUGUCUGAGUCCAGAGAGGUCUGCCCACCUCCAAGAAAAAUUAGACAUAUUGGUACUUAGAUGUCAUCACCUGUCAGCAGUUUCUCCAGGUUCUGUUGGUAUAGCCAGCCCAAAACCCAUCAUACAGGAACAAUAACCUUUAGUCUAAAUCAAAUGAUUCACAAUGGAAGUAAAGGGAGCAUUGAUCUUCCUGAUCAGGAGGUGCAAUGGAUUUUCAUGGUCACCUGAUCAGUGGCUUCAGUCACAUGUAAUUGAAUUCUAAUAUGACCCUGAUCCUACCCCUGGCACAGGCCUCUAGCAAGCCUGUUCUGUUUCAGGAGAAAGGGGGAACAGAGUGUAGCAUUUUUUGCCUGGUUUGUUAAAAAUGUGGUUAAAUCCACUAUUUUUGCUCCUGUAGUUGCUCAAUAAAGUUGUUCAUUUUACACGUG
Peromyscus californicus insignis is the source of this 2968-nucleotide messenger RNA. Its product is annotated as transmembrane protein 185A-like. Gene Ontology annotation, biological process: viral process. Bases 1 to 1602 code for a protein of 533 amino acids. The transcript is spliced from 7 exons. Gene Ontology annotation, cellular component: dendrite. The record is from RefSeq and is a predicted model, not a curated record. NCBI's taxonomy places the organism in Eukaryota, Metazoa, Chordata, Mammalia, Rodentia, Cricetidae.